CUUUCUUCUGCGCAUAAACUACCACUCGUUGAAAAUUCUAUAGAGUUACGUAAAGCACUUCAUGUACCCGGUACGAUUGUAUGUGGACCAAACGUCAAUGUUCAGCCAAAGUGCAAUAUUGGACCAAUAGGGGUCACGGGACAAGAAUGUAAAAAUGAAUGGUGGCGUAAAGUCCCUCUAAAGUCUUUUAGAAAUGUAUAUCUUGAUGCUGUUGGUGAAGAAUUUAUGGUCAAUGCACUUGAUUGUUUUGUUAUGUCGCCACCAGAUUCAUUACUAUUUACGCCCCAACAUAACGAACAAAUGACAAUUUCCAUCUACUCAAAUGAGACUACAAAAUUAGCGCCAGCAUUAAAUCGAUGGAUUUUCUUUGGUGUUUAUUGGCCAUGGAUGAAAGAAAAUCCAUUAGAAACUCAUGUUGAUAUGUUCAAUGUUCCAAGUGUAUCAAUGCUUCAAUUCAGUAGACGAGAAAUCUAUCGAUUGGAUGGAAUGGUCGAAAUUAACUAUGAUGCAAUGACUUCACGUCGUAAUGUCAAUAAUUUCAAAAAUGAGACAACUAAAUGGGGCGUGAUACAUUUAAGACCUGAUUAUAAUCCACAAAUUGACGGAUACCUUGUUUCAGUACAACGAGAAAAUCCCAGUUUCCAAUACUACGAUCUUUUCGGUUCGAUCGGUGGAAGUCUUACCCUUCUCUUUCUUAUUUAUUCCUUCUUUUGGGGACAAAAGCGUCUUGAUCCUUAUGGUGUGAUGCAAAAAUAUGUAUUCAAUACGGCACAAUGCGAUUUCCCUGUCCCAUCAACGGUUCUAAAGUCAUCUAAUCCGGGACCCCGUCGUAAUCGAGUCGGGACUCCAUUAACACCUACCGAAACUACGUCACCUAUACGUACAAAUACCAGUAACAGCACCAGUUCCUCAAUUCUCAACUCUAGACCAGUUAAUGGAACUCGUGCUCCUUUACCUGUACAUGUAAAAACAACCAGACGUCCAAUGACUGAUGAUGAAAGUGAUACCGAGCGACUUGUGAAUAUGAUUACCAUGGAUACCAAUUGUGAUGACGAAAAUGAUCCGCCGCCGCCUUUUGUUGAUCAGGCAACUGCUAAUUCAGCUUCUAAUGCUACAUUGAUGGAUAAAGUUAAGACGACGGAGAAUGAAGUCAUUGCGUUGAAACAUGAAGUCAGAAUGUGGGAACGUGUUAUAAUGAAAUAUUUGGUUAUUAAUUCGGGUAGCAAUUUAGAUUAUUUUUAG
This is a messenger RNA of Ambispora leptoticha, 1242 nucleotides long. The record is from the annotation of a GenBank genome assembly. NCBI's taxonomy places the organism in Eukaryota, Fungi, Glomeromycota, Glomeromycetes, Archaeosporales, Ambisporaceae.